Neocloeon triangulifer is the source of this 1682-nucleotide messenger RNA. RefSeq names its product spermidine synthase (gene SpdS). The coding region runs from base 142 to 1023 and encodes 293 amino acids. The record is from RefSeq and is a predicted model, not a curated record. Gene Ontology annotation, biological process: spermidine biosynthetic process. Lineage: Eukaryota; Metazoa; Arthropoda; Insecta; Ephemeroptera; Baetidae. Gene Ontology annotation, cellular component: cytosol. Gene Ontology annotation, molecular function: spermidine synthase activity; S-adenosylmethionine-dependent methyltransferase activity. The transcript is spliced from 6 exons.
ACUUGGUUGCAGAAUCAAAAUCGGUCAAUCUGUCUACCAUGCACGGCAUGAACUGCACACUACACUGACGGGACAAGCAGCCUUUUUGGUGCAUGGUUGCAAGACACACCAAGUGCCAGCCGUGCAAAAUUAAAGGGAAAUAUGGACUCUUUCAAGAAAGGUUGGUUCAGCGAAAUUGGUGACAUGUGGCCCGGCAUGGUGCAGUCGAUAGAGGUGGACUCGUUGCUGCACGAGACCACUUCAGACUUUCAGCAAGUCCAAGUGCUUCAAACAAAGCACCACGGACGCAUGCUAGUCCUGGACGGGGUGAUCCAGUGCACCGAGUUUGACGAGUUUUCAUAUCAGGAGAUGAUCUCGUUCCUGCCGCUGUGCAGCCACCCCAGGCCGGAGAAAGUGUUGAUCAUUGGCGGAGGCGACGGUGGGGUGGCUCGAGAGGUGGUCAAACACCCUGCUGUGAGGGAAGUGGUGCAAUGCGAAAUCGACGCUGAGGUGGUCAAUGCUGCCAAGAAGUAUCUGCCCACAAUGAGCAGUGGCUUCAGCCACCCAAAGCUGUCCCUCCACAUAGGCGACGGAUUCGCCUUCAUGGGCCAGCACCAGGGCGAAUUCGACGUUAUUAUCACGGAUUCGUCUGACCCUGAUGGCCCUGCUGAGGCGCUUUUUGGCGAAAACUAUUUUAAACUAAUGAAGUCUGCACUUCGUGCCGGCGGCAUUGUCUGCUCUCAAGGAGAAACAGUUUGGACCUCUCUGGAUUUAGUUUAUAAUAUGGUCAACCACUGCAGUAAACACUUUCCAAACGUUUCCUACGCCUUCACCAGCGUGCCUACCUACCCCACUGGACAAAUCGGAUUUGUUCUCGGAUCCCUAGACCAAGAUGUUAACUUCACUAUACCUGCCACGGUUUUUACUGACGAAGAAAAAGAUAAAUUUGAGCUCAAGUACUAUAAUGAGAAUGUUCAUCGAGCUGCCUUUGCACUUCCUACAUUCGUUCAGAAACGGUUAUCCUCUUUGCUCCGGAAGAAGUGAGAGGGAUCAAGACAGAUAACUCCGCAUACUUAAGAGAUGGACCAUUUAUUAAACAAUAUAUUUUGGAAAUCAUAGAUGAAUCUUUUUCAUAUGAUUGCAACUUUUUUUGUUGCUUUUAUUUUGAUGAAAUAAAUUUUAAAGCAGCUGCAAAACUGUCCUGUUAAAAACAAAUCUUUUUUAAUUUCUGAUUCCUUGACAUGAUAUAUAAUUUUCAUAAUUUUUAAAAAGGGUUCAGUAACAAUAAAACAAGCGCUUCAACAUUUCAUCACUUUCUUCCAUCCUUUUAAUUACAUGGGCGCUUUCAGUUCCACCACUUCUAUAUUUAUGAAUUGUUUAAUUGUACAAUAUAUCAACAAAGAAACAGUCGACCUACUUGGAAUUCAAGUACCAACAAAAGUUUAGACAGAAAAAAAUUGUGGUUCUGCAGAGUAAUUAGUUUUGUCCCGGGUGGGCUUUCAUUGAAUUUCAACACUUUAAGUGCAGCAGCUUUCAAAUUAGAUUUCUGUCGGCCAAGAGCUCCUUUGUUUUUUGGGGGGCUGCACAAACGGAGCUUUGGCGAAGAGAGAAUCCAUUUUGUCUUAAAUAAAUCUGAAGAUGAUUUUGAGACUACAAAACUGAAGUUUGGGAGUUCACGUUUAUGAGGUCUGCUCAGCAAGCUU